GAGGGAGAAUUCUUGUUGACGUGAUGGUCAGGUGGAGUGUGUGGCGCAGCCCGGUGAUGGUGCCCCUGUCCUGGAUAGGAGAGCUGACGACAGGUGUGCGCUGCAGCAGCAGUAUGCCGGUGGUCAGACGGGCGUACUCAUACAGCAACAGCACUAUCAGGCCUUUCAGUGAGAUUCCUGGACUGUGGAAGAAUGGGGUGGCCAACUUGUGCAACUUUUGGAAACUGGAUGGCUUCAAAAACCUUCACCGCAUCAUGUUGCAGAACUUCAACACUUUUGGACCCAUUUACAGAGAAAAAGUAGGUUAUUACGAAAGCGUCAACAUCAUCAAUCCUGAAGAUGCUGCUAUCCUGUUCAGAGCGGAGGGCCAUUAUCCUAAGAGGCUGAAAGUUGAAGCAUGGACAUCAUACAGAGACUACAGGAAUCGCAAAUAUGGAGUUUUACUAAAGAAUGGAGAAGACUGGAGAUCAAACCGUGUGAUUCUCAACAAGGAGGUGAUUUCCCCGAAGGUGAUGGAAAACUUUGUGCCUUUGCUGGAUGAAGUGGGUCUGGAUUUUGUGGCCAGAAUUCACAAAAAGAUAACGCAAAAUGGCCAGAACAAAUGGACCACUGACCUCUCUCAAGAGCUCUUUAAAUAUGCACUUGAGUCCGUGAGCACAGUGCUGUAUGGAGAGCGUCUAGGUUUGAUGCUGGACUACAUCGACCCUGAAGCUCAACAUUUUAUUGACUGCAUCACCCUCAUGUUCAAGACUACCUCACCCAUGCUGUACAUACCUCCUGCUCUGUUGAGGCAGAUUGGAGCGAAGGUAUGGCGCGACCAUGUGGAGGCUUGGGAUGGGAUCUUCAACCAAGCGGACCGCUGCAUCCACAACAUCUACAGGCAGUUACGUCUGGAAGGUGGCCCUCCAAAGAAAUACCCAGGAGUCCUGGCUAGCCUGCUCAUGCUGGACAAGCUGUCCAUUGAAGACAUCAAGGCGAGCAUCACUGAGCUAAUGGCAGGAGGCGUAGAUACAACUUCUAUAACGCUGCUGUGGACAUUGUAUGAACUAGCUAGGUACCCCAACCUCCAGGAGGAGCUGAGGGCCGAGGUGGCUGCAGCUCGAGCUGAAAGCCAGGGAGACAUGCUGGAGAUGCUGAAGCGGAUUCCGUUGGUCAAAGGAGCUUUGAAGGAAACACUGAGGUUACACCCAGUUGCAGUGAGCUUGCAAAGAUACACAGCAGAAGAUAUCAUUAUUCAAAACUACCACAUCCCAGCUGGGACUCUGGUCCAGUUAGGACUGUAUGCAAUGGGCAGAGACCCCAAAGUGUUUUUUUGUCCGGAGCAGUAUCAGCCCUCUCGCUGGCUGAGGACAAAGACGCACUACUUCAGAAGCCUGAGCUUCGGCUUCGGCCCCCGUCAGUGUUUAGGACGCAGAAUAGCUGAGGCCGAGAUGCAAAUCUUCCUUAUCCACAUGCUUGAGAACUUCAGAGUGGAGAAGCAGCGCCAUGUGGAAGUGCAGAGUACCUUCCAACUCAUUCUCUUACCAGAGAAACCUAUAAUAUUGACUUUGAAGUCUCUACAUACAAGUCGAUAACACCAAGUUUGAGAGACAAAUUGUGGUGCAUGAUAAGCUAGGCUCAUAUCUAUAGAGCUUUAUUGCAGUGAAUUGUAAAGGUCUUAAGAAAGCACCACAAUAUAAACACUAAAUAAUCAUAAUAAUUCAAACCUUAGAUGAUGAUAGAGAACAAGAAAACAUUAAGAAAGAAAAAGCUAAAAACCUGCAUGAACAAAAUACCUCAGUAAUUCUAGAACUAGUGAUCAGUAAUUAUAUGUAUUGUAUAUUACUUAGUGAGUAAUUUCAGCAAUGAUGGUAAAGUGUAGUCUGUGUGUGUACAAUAUUUUAAACACACCUGGAAUGUACAGAUGCUUUAUUCCAUGUGCAUAUGGAAAACGUAUUGUCCAGUCCCAGAUAAAGAACUUGGCCACAGUCGGCUUUGUAAAGUGUGUUCUGAUUCAAGCAGUGGAAAACACUAUGGUAUCUAUGCCUGCAACGGCUGCAGCGGCUUCUUCAAGCGCAGUGUGAGACGAAGACUCAUCUACAGGUGUCAAGCUGGAACUGGCAGGUGCCCCGUUGACAAGGCUCAUCGGAACCAAUGCCAAGCUUGUCGACUAAAGAAGUGUCUCCAAGCUGGCAUGAACAAAGAUGGUGAGAACACCGUACGAGAUAUUUCAUACUUCUCACAGCAGAGAAGACGAGUAGUCAGAUAUUGCCUUAGACUGAAAAGGUUAAACCAACGUGUUUAAUAACGGUUUUAUCUGGAUUUUUACCAUAAACGAAAUCUGGGACUCACAGUGACGAUUGUAUUUGAACUUACUUUGUACAACGGGGACAAAGGGAAGUAAAGUAUCGACCAGAGAAGUCGAAAGCCCACUUGAGUUUUUGAUGAAGGUCAAGUAUGGAGCGGAGAGUUGUAAACACUUAAAAACCUGGCAAGACUACAAGAAUGGUGUAAUGAAUGUGUUUUCCCAGCAGUAGGGUUGUUAAGUACGCCACAGAUAGGGAAACUAGGCAUGAAUUCCAAUGUUAUUUUAUUAUAUUUUAAUUCUGCUAUUUUAUCUGCUAUUUUAAUUCAGCUAUUUUUAUACAAUUUUAAUUCUGCUAUAUUAUAUUAUUUUAA
Cottoperca gobio is the source of this 2658-nucleotide messenger RNA. Its product is annotated as cholesterol side-chain cleavage enzyme, mitochondrial-like. Lineage: Eukaryota; Metazoa; Chordata; Actinopteri; Perciformes; Bovichtidae. Gene Ontology annotation, cellular component: mitochondrial inner membrane. The coding region runs from base 24 to 1574 and encodes 516 amino acids. The transcript is spliced from 10 exons. Gene Ontology annotation, biological process: cholesterol metabolic process; cortisol metabolic process; C21-steroid hormone biosynthetic process. Gene Ontology annotation, molecular function: iron ion binding; monooxygenase activity; heme binding. The record is from RefSeq and is a predicted model, not a curated record.